AUGCCCGUCCGGUCAGCAUCGCCGCUCCGUGCAGGCGGAUGGAUGGUUCCAUCGGGGGAAAAAUUGACGCCGCCACAAUUCAUAAGGGCCGGCGUAUUUAUGUAUCGUCACAUUCAUCGUGGAGGCAACGGUGGCCCCUUCCUAUUUCCUUGCACAGCUGGCAGCACAGUUGCUACACGUGUGCACCCCAUUGGCCACAUGGCACACAGCACCCAGCUCACCAUCUCUGCCAUGCAUGCGCACAUCAAAGCCACUGAAAGUAUAAUUCUCACACUGAGCCUCGGCACUGGCAGCGGAACAAUUCUUCCACGUCCACUCACACACGCACGCGAUAGCUCAGGCUGCCGUCACUCGGAGCACACGACACAUCCACCGGCACAACCACCGCGUCCGCAUCACCAGAUACAUGUCCAGGACUCCCAGCAGCCGUCACGCACACGGAGCGAGCACCGUCACCAUCGUCACCAUCGCAGUCACCGUCACCCGUAG
Molecule: messenger RNA, 489 nt
Organism: Trypanosoma cruzi
Lineage: Eukaryota; Euglenozoa; Kinetoplastea; Trypanosomatida; Trypanosomatidae
Exons: 1
Coding region: 1-489 (162 amino acids)
Source: RefSeq, a predicted model, not a curated record